Molecule: messenger RNA, 1592 nt
Organism: Saccostrea cuccullata (small rock oyster)
Lineage: Eukaryota; Metazoa; Mollusca; Bivalvia; Ostreida; Ostreidae
Exons: 2
Coding region: 36-1286 (416 amino acids)
Source: RefSeq, a predicted model, not a curated record
AUAUACUUAAGAAAAGCUGGACACUGUUCUUAAAAAUGUUGUCCAAGGCGAUGUUUCAGAAGUCUGUCACAGUAAAAGGCAUUCGUAACGGUCAUCACAUUUCAUGUUCAGGUGGAAAUCGAGUAUGGGUCAGUGAUUAUUUUGAACAACUUCUUUUGACAAAUACCUCGGGUGAAACGUUGGCCUCUCUGACGGAUUAUGACAGUGGUAGAGGUGCACACGCUGUUACCAAGGUCGGGGAUCUAAUUUACAUCGAUAAGAAUAAUGAUAUCAACAAAUUGUCAGCAAACAACAAAACAAAAACCCUUAUAAUAAAAUCCUCAGAAUCAUGGACCCCCCACUGUAUUUGUACUUCGCAGUCUACCGAGGAUCUGCUGGUUGGAAUGACAAAAAAUGGUACUGGUCUCUCGUUAAGUGACAUGGAAGCCAAAAUACUUCGUUACAACGCAGAAGGACAAAGCAUCCAGACUAUCCAAUACGCAUACACAGGACAGAAACUGUACACGGCUCCAAUUUACAUUGCAGAAAAUCUUAACGGAGAUGUUAUAGAGUCGGACUGGAACCGUGUCGUGGUGACAGACCGGAGAGGAAAUUAUCGUUUCUCCUACCCAGAAGAUCCGUUUGAUUAUUUGUCUCCAUGGGGAGUUUGCACAGACUCUCUGUUACAUAUCCUUAUUUGUGAUACGAUCACAUACACGGUAAAAAUGCUAGAUAAGGAUGGGUAUUUCCUUCAAUAUCUAUUGUCAUAUGAACAUGGCAUUACUGAAUUUCGAAGCUUGAGUUAUGAUUUUAGAAAUGACUUACUCUGGGUUGGAUCAUUGGACAACAACAUUCUAUCUGUGUUUAAAUACAUAGAGAAGGAAAGUAAUCAGCAAGAUCAUGAAGAAAAGGUGGAUAAAAGCAAAGAAAAAGAACUUGGAAAGGCAAACAUGACCACUACAAAUGAGGAAGAAACAAAGGAGAAUGAAACUGAUGAUGAAAAUAAGGGCACAUCUGCAGAGGCUGGUGCUAAUGGCACUAAUGAAAUGACUGGAGUUAAGAACGACACUGAAAUGACUGGACCUAACUGCACGGCUGAAAUUGCUGAUGCUAGGGACGCUACUGAAAUUGCUGGAGCUAAAGUCAACACUAAAAUGACUGGAGCUAAAGGCACAACAAAAAAGGAGAGAAUUAAAGACACCCCAGUUGAGCCUAAAGACCCCAUAAAAUGGAUGAAAUUUUGGACACCAUUAAAAAGACAGGUUCAAAAAAUUCUUGGAAAACGACAGGAAUAUCAUUUACACUGAAAAACAAAUUGAAGAUUUGUCACUUUUAAGAACGACAAAAGUUGCAUCAAAUAAUUUUUAUUUACAUGCUUUGUCAUCAGGUUUAGUUUGUUACUGCAUGUUUACAUAUUUACAUAUCUUUUACAAUAUAUUACACAAUAUGUAGAACAGCCGUACAGAAAAUAAAGCAUGGUCACUGAAUUCAAUGUGAAAUCAUGUAAAAGUAACCCCAAUACAUAAUUUAAUACAAAUAUCAUUUUAAAGAAGAAAUGACAAAGUAAUGGAAAACAUUUUUUGAGAGAUACAUUUUUUUUAUCUGAAUUGGAA